UUUCCUGUUUCAGUUUGACAGAUGCUAAUAUAUUUCAUAAACGACAACUUCUGUGCCUGAGUUAUAUUCUUUGAAGCAUGGGGAUUGUGGUUCAGAUGUUGUUAUGGGCCUGGAUUGUCCUGGACUCGGGAGUGUGUUCAGUCUCACUGCCAGAAAUCACUGAUGGGAAGUUCAUUGAUGAAUGUGUGAGGGAACACAACGAGGCCCGGUCAUCUGUCAGUCCGUCUGCAAGUGACAUGCUGUACAUGACAUGGGAUGAGGGCUUGGCCAUUACUGCAAGAGCAUGGGCAAGGCACUGUGUGUUUGAACACAACAUCUACCUCAAAGAUGUCCGCCGUGUGCACCCUACCUUCUCCUCUGUUGGAGAAAACAUAUGGACAGGCUAUCCACCAUCAACUUUUGAUGUGCAGGGGGCCAUAAAAAGUUGGGUUGAUGAAAAACAAGACUAUGACUACAGCAGCAAUGUCUGCACACACAUCUGUGGCCACUACACACAGGUUGUGUGGGCAAGCACCUACAAGGUUGGUUGUGCUGCCCAGCUGUGCCCGAAUGGUGUCAAAAACACAGAAUUUGCUUCUGAAGAGGGUGUCAUUUUUGUAUGCAACUAUGCCACAGCGGGUAACGUGAACGAAAGGAGACCAUAUGAACGAGGGACGAGCUGCUCUGGAUGUAAAGGGAACUGUGAGAAAAAACUCUGCCGUAGCCAAGAACGAGAUUCACAGAAAAGUUACAACUGGACCCCAGAUUGGGACCCUGCUCUGGCCACCAACUAUGCGACAAUUCUAAUUGUCCGGCCCACUGCCCUCAUCUUCACCUUCAUCACAGCGUAUGCAGUCCACCACUUUUAUCCCGAUGUCUUCUGCUACGAAUAGACCACCUGUGGUGACCUUAAGAACACAGACUACUCAGGAAGUGCUACGAUGAAGAUGCAAGUUUUAUUUAACCUUUCAUUUUUUUUUGUCUAUAGGCAGCUUUUAAGUACUGAAAGAUCUGCACAUAAAGGUCAGAGGUCUAAUCGAGUUAGCAACUAGGUGGGCAAAAAGAGACAGAUAUUUCCAGCUAACAGACUAGUGAUACAAACAAGUAAAUAGUCAGCCGUUAGCUAACAUGUUCACCAUAUCAACUUUAUGAGGCAAUAACAUGUCCUUGAUAAACUGAAAGAAGUUAAAAAAAUAAACCAAUUGAUUCUCCGAGAACGGCACUCCGAGAGCACCGACCUCCGCCAAGGCAUGCCCCAUUUCACAAUGCAUUUGAAUUUCUCCAGUCGGGAACUCAUUAUGCCGACACCACAUGAAUGCAGCACCUAUUUUGUGAUGUUAAUUAAAGUGACAAAUAUUUUGUGUUCCCACUCCGUGAUUUGGAUCCGCUCCAAAAUAUAAUGGGGUCUUACUUGCCAGUGAUACACCCUUCCACUGAGUUUGGUGAAAAUCGGGUCAGUAGUGCUUUCACAAUCGUGUUGACAGACAAACCAACAAAUGGACAAACCCAACCGAAAACAUAACCUCUUUGGAGGUAAAAAUAGAAUAUCCAACACUGACCUUUAUUUUUACUUCCAAAGAAGUGCUUUAGAUAGACUGGACUUUAAAUCUGACCACCAAGGAGUGUGGACUUUGCUAUAAACCUGUAUCUAGAGAUAUUGUUAAGUCAAGCCACCCAUACUUCACCUCUAUAUUAAGUUUGUUUUCAUGAUCAAAAAUAAUUAAGGCAAACCUACAGAUAUAAGAUCCAGGUUGUUAAAAAUCUUCCUUUAAUUUGACAUUUCCAUCAGAUUGGGUCGGCCUCCUCCUGGACACGCAUUAGCCUUAAGGACAGAACAAUAUCUUUUGAAAUGUAUAAAUACUGACCAUACUGACUGAGAAUUGGUCUCCAGACAGAAGAUUGUACUAGGUAUUAUGAACAGGAAAUACUCACAAAAAAAAAAAAAGUUCAAUAAAAACAUCCAUGAGUUUG
Perca flavescens (yellow perch) is the source of this 1950-nucleotide messenger RNA. It is a transcript of the gene glipr1a, whose product is annotated as GLI pathogenesis-related 1a. Bases 78 to 872 code for a protein of 264 amino acids. The transcript is spliced from 6 exons. Gene Ontology annotation, cellular component: extracellular region. NCBI's taxonomy places the organism in Eukaryota, Metazoa, Chordata, Actinopteri, Perciformes, Percidae. The record is from RefSeq and is a predicted model, not a curated record.